UUCCAUGUUUUCCAUGUUUUCCAUGUUUUCGUGUGUUCCGUUUGUUCCAUGGCAAGUUGUAGUGUCCGCUGCUAGUCCGCACGUCAGUGGAAGUUAUUCGUCCUUAGAAAUCUUUCUGUAAAAUCGCAAUUCAGAAUUCUAUCCGGAAAUGGACGCCACUGAAGAAGUAACGCUGCAUGCGCCAGUUCCUGCCGUGGCAAAGGCCGUCAAAGCACGCGCAGCACGCUCCCUGUGCUCCCUUUGUGAAGAGCCCGUUGAUUAUCGAAAGAAGUACACUCAGGGAUCUCUUCUAGGCACAGGGGCAUCCGGAUCGGUGUUUGAGGUGUGGAUGGGAGGCGAUAUCAGCAGAAAGUUCGCCGCCAAAAUCCACAAAGGCUCUCUUAGCGAGGCAGCUGCGAAGGCACAGGUGGAGGAGAUUCGAGUGCUGAGACGUCUGAACAACUGUGACCAUGUCCUUAGGUUGACGGAUGUGUGCGCGGAGCCGGCAAAACCUGAAAUUGGAAAGAUCCUCGUGCUGGAACUCGGCUCCACACCGUUGACUGACUUCAUUAAGCCGAAGUACAUUUCAACACGCGUUCCAAACGAAGAUGUCGCGAAGAAAUUUUCGCAGCAACUGGUUUGCGGUUUGGCCGAACUUCACCGCCUCAAUAUCGCCCAUCGGGAUAUCAAGCCGGCCAAUGUAGUUGCCGUUGUAGACCAGGAAGAGGGAUGGCGGAUGAAGUAUUGCGAUUUUGGCCAAUCGACCAUUGCUGACGACAAUCAGCUCCUCCUCGCCAAUAUACUUCGGGGAACGUUUCCGUACUUCGCGCCUGAAGAGUUCUUUUGCGAAACGUUCAACUUCAAGGCCGAUGUUUGGAGCUUGGCGAUGGUGCUAGCUCGUUUAUGGCGAAAGGGUGGCCAGAAGUUAGUACCGAACGGGUCAAGUGACCUUGCCCUUGUCGAUCGCAUCAAAGAAUACAUGCUCAACAUCACAUGUAUUCUUGGCGGCUUCACAGCCAAGACGUUCUGUGAGGAAACGAGAGUGGGCAUGGUGCAUUACGACCAAUAUGACGCAGUGUGCAGUGCAGCACCAGCACAAUCCAGUCUCAAAAUUCAGCUGACUCAAGACCCACACAAGCGGCCUGACUUAAAUAUUCCUCAGACCGCUGUUGACCUACUGGCGGCAAUGUUGCAGUAUGACCCCGUAGCGCGACUUUCUGCUGAUCAAGCCUGUCAGCAUCCCUACUUCCAUGAAGAGGAAGCGGCAGCAAGUGCGGAUGUAGACAAAUGUUUAGAUGCACCGUUGUGUUAAGAUGUUUCUGCAGGGUACAAGUGAACUGGCGAUUCGUUUGAUGGGAGAAUUGUUUCUAUGCCGUGUUUGUCUUUUACUUGAGCUUUUUCGCCUGCCUGAUGCGGAGCGGCCAUGUAUUCGUGUUAUACAUGUACUUGAGUUUUUUUGCCUGCCCGAUUCGGAGCACGGCCACGUAUUCGUGUUUUACUUGAGUGCAUUUUACCUCGGCAAUGUUUUAGUUUCGCUUGAGAUCAAAAUAUCUAGACGAUUUUCAAUAA
Messenger RNA from Sycon ciliatum, 1548 nucleotides. RefSeq names its product cyclin-dependent kinase 4-like. NCBI's taxonomy places the organism in Eukaryota, Metazoa, Porifera, Calcarea, Leucosolenida, Sycettidae. The record is from RefSeq and is a predicted model, not a curated record. The transcript has a single exon. Bases 149 to 1291 code for a protein of 380 amino acids. Gene Ontology annotation, biological process: mitotic DNA damage checkpoint signaling; protein phosphorylation. Gene Ontology annotation, molecular function: protein serine/threonine kinase activity; ATP binding. Gene Ontology annotation, cellular component: nucleus.